Messenger RNA from Darwinula stevensoni, 717 nucleotides. The record is from the annotation of a GenBank genome assembly. Lineage: Eukaryota; Metazoa; Arthropoda; Ostracoda; Podocopida; Darwinulidae.
AUGGUGCGAGACAACUGCACAUGUGGGUCGGAUAUGCAGCUGAAGAUGUCCGCGAUCAUGGAGCCUCGCGAAGAUCACGUGGACAUCACAAUAUACCCAAUAUACCACGAGAAACAGUCCUUUGGCUUUUGUGCACUGCAUGCAUUGAACAAUCUGUUCCAAGAUGAAUCAGCCUACUCCAGGAAUUCCUUGGAUGAAAUCUGCAAAGCCCUCUCCCCUGGGUCCCUCUUGAAUCCACACAAAUCUUUGUUUGGCAUUGGAAUCUAUGAUGUGAAUGUGGUAUUUGCAGCUCUUCAGGGCAAAGAUUAUGAAGCACUCUGGUAUGACAAACGUAGGGACCCAUCAACUCUGGAACUGUCAAACAUCUUUGGCUUCAUCCUGAAUAUACUUUCUCCUCUAACCAUGUGGAAUAUCUCUUUGGGUGUCAAUCGCCGGCACUGGAUUGCAGUCAGAGAAAUACGAGGAAAAUAUUAUAACUUGGACUCAAAGCUCAAUGCUCCUUGGUGCAUCGGAGAAGUUGAGGAACUUCUGGACUUCUUGAGGGAGAGCUUGAAGGAUGAAAGCAAACAGAUAUUUGUGAUAGUGAAGAAGUCAGUUGCUCGUGAUCGCCUUUGGCAAAAAAAAGCUUCCCCAAUUCCAAUAAUUCGAGUCGUCCGAAGUGAAGCAAUAAUUGUAGAAAGGAGCCUAGAAAAAUUCCUGGGACACAUGAAGCGAUGA